Messenger RNA from Chelonia mydas (Green sea turtle), 1685 nucleotides. It is a transcript of the gene CHPT1, whose product is annotated as choline phosphotransferase 1. Gene Ontology annotation, cellular component: Golgi apparatus; endoplasmic reticulum membrane. The record is from RefSeq and is a predicted model, not a curated record. Gene Ontology annotation, biological process: phosphatidylethanolamine biosynthetic process. The coding region runs from base 246 to 1484 and encodes 412 amino acids. Gene Ontology annotation, molecular function: ethanolaminephosphotransferase activity; diacylglycerol cholinephosphotransferase activity. The transcript is spliced from 9 exons. Lineage: Eukaryota; Metazoa; Chordata; Testudines; Cheloniidae.
GCCCCCGAGGGGACUGGCGGGGAUUGGGGCUGCCUGGCUCCCCGUAGCCCAGCGGGGAGUGCUGGGGGCGGGCGCACUUCAGGGCCCGGGAGCGGCGAGUUAAAUAUCGGCUCCGGGCGGCGGCUGCGCUCCGGCCUCCGUCCCUCCCUCCUUGCGCCGAGCCCGCCCCCGCCGAGCCCCGGGAGCAGCCAGGCCCAGGCCAGGCCCCGGCCCCGGCGCCGAGCGAGCCCCCGCGAGGAGCGGCCAUGGCCGGGCUGUGGGCGCCGCCCGAGCCCCUGAGCGCGGCGCAGCUGAGGCGGCUGGAGCAGCAUCGGUACAGCGCGUCCGGGCGCUCGCUGCUGGAGCCGCCGCUGCAGCUCUACUGGGCCUGGCUGGUGGAGCAGAUCCCGGCCUGGCUGGCCCCCAACACCAUCACCCUGAGCGGCCUCCUGCUCAACCUGCUCACCACGCUGCUGCUCAUCGCCUACUGCCCCAGCGCCACCGAGCAGGUACCGCCGGCCAGAGGGUCCCUCUGCCGCCCCCUUCAGCGCCCCCCACCCCCCUCAGCCUCCCAGAGACGCCACCGAGCAGGACUCUUUGUUUACCAGUCCCUGGAUGCUAUUGAUGGGAAACAAGCCAGAAGAACAAAUAGUAGUUCCCCCUUAGGGGAACUUUUUGACCAUGGCUGUGACAGUAUUUCCACAGUUUUUGUUUCCAUUGGAGCCUGCAUAGCUGUUCGACUGGGAACGAACCCUGACUGGCUGUUUUUCUGUUCUUUUGUGGGAAUGUUCAUGUUUUAUUGUGCUCACUGGCAGACAUAUGUAUCGGGCAUGUUAAAGUUUGGAAAGCUUGAUGUAACUGAAGUUCAGAUAGCCAUAAUAAUCCUCUUCUUGAUGUCUGCAUUUGGUGGAACUACUAUGUGGGACUAUAAGAUCCCUUUGAUAGACCUAAAAUUGAAGACUUUUCCUGUUCUUGGAAUAGUGGGUGGAGCAUUAUUUUCCUGUUCCAACUAUUUCCACGUCAUCUUUGGUGGUGGAGUUGGCAAAAAUGGAUCUACAAUCGCAGGCACUAGUGUUCUUUCACCAGGCCUCCAUAUAGGGCUAGUUAUCACUUUGGCAAUAAUGAUCUAUAAAAAAUCUACAACUCAGCUGUUUGAAAAGCAUCCUUGCCUCUAUGUCUUAACAUUUGGAUUUGUGAGUGCUAAGAUCACACAAAAAUUGGUGGUGGCCCACAUGACAAAAAGCGAGAUCUAUCUUCAAGAUACUGCAUUUAUUGGGCCAGGUCUUCUAUUUUUGGACCAGUACUUCAACAGUUUUAUUGACGAAUAUAUUGUUCUAUGGAUAGCAUUGGUCAUAUCCUUGUUUGAUUUGCUGAGAUACUCCACUGGUGUAUGCAUGCAGAUUGCUGCUCACCUUCGCAUACAUGUCUUCAGAAUUUCAUCACUUCAAGCUCCUGAACAGGUGCAAGUUGUUUCUUCACUGAGCCAUCAGAAUAACAUGGACUGAAGAGAUUUGCGAACAGUUGCCAUCUCUUGCUGUUGCUGUUACAAGAAAGGAGAUAACACUGAACAAAUGCAACAUUUAGGAAAAAAAUACCACAUCAGUCUGAUAUAUUGAAAGAAUUAAAAGUGAAUGUUAAAUGGUUUUUCUACUUAAUGUUCUGUCUUUACAUUUUUAACUGUUUUUCCCCAUAAAUCAAUGCUAAUA